GCUCAAAAUUGUCUGAAAUUGUUCUGCAAAACCCUUAAAACCACCUCCUCUGAGGUUUUAGCAGAGCAACAAUGGCGAAAACUGCAAAAGCUAACAAAAAUGACAGUUCAUCAAAGAAGAAGAAGAAUAAGAAGAGCAGCAAAUCAGGUCCAAAACUCAAAGACAUGAAACACAAAGCAGCCGCAAAAAAAGAAAACCCUUUCGAAACAAUUUGGUCUCGUCGUAAAUUCGACAUACUCGGGAAAAAACGUAAAGGUGAAGAACGCCGUAUCGGUGAAGCUCGUUCUUCUGCCAUCGAAAAGAGGAAAAAGACACUGUUGAAGGAGUAUGAGCAAAGUGCAAAAUCGUCAAUUUUUGUUGAUAAGCGUAUUGGAGAGAAUGAUGAAGGGCUUGGUGAAUUUGAUAAAGCUAUUUUGAGGUCUCAGCGUGAGAGACAG
Molecule: messenger RNA, 437 nt
Organism: Nicotiana attenuata
Lineage: Eukaryota; Viridiplantae; Streptophyta; Magnoliopsida; Solanales; Solanaceae
Product: nucleolar protein 14-like
Biological process (GO): maturation of SSU-rRNA
Cellular component (GO): small-subunit processome; Noc4p-Nop14p complex; nucleolus
Source: RefSeq, a predicted model, not a curated record